Messenger RNA from Nyctereutes procyonoides (raccoon dog), 710 nucleotides. RefSeq names its product DNA damage inducible transcript 3 (gene DDIT3). The coding region runs from base 1 to 507 and encodes 168 amino acids. Gene Ontology annotation, biological process: positive regulation of intrinsic apoptotic signaling pathway; intrinsic apoptotic signaling pathway in response to endoplasmic reticulum stress; ER overload response. Lineage: Eukaryota; Metazoa; Chordata; Mammalia; Carnivora; Canidae. The transcript is spliced from 2 exons. Gene Ontology annotation, cellular component: CHOP-ATF4 complex; cytoplasm; CHOP-C/EBP complex. The record is from RefSeq and is a predicted model, not a curated record. Gene Ontology annotation, molecular function: RNA polymerase II cis-regulatory region sequence-specific DNA binding; DNA-binding transcription activator activity, RNA polymerase II-specific; protein heterodimerization activity.
AUGGCAGCUGAGUCACUGCCUUUUUCCUUCGGGGCACUGUCCAGCUGGGAGCUGGAAGCCUGGUAUGAGGACCUGCAGGAGGUACUGUCCUCAGAUGAAAAUGGGGGUACCUGUGUUUCACCCCCUGGAAACAAGGAGGAAGAAUCAAAAACCUUCACCACUCUCGACCCUGCCUCUCUGGCUUGGCUGACUGAGGAGCCAGGACCAGCAGAGGUCACGAACACCUCCCAGAGCCCUCACUCUCCAGAUUCCAGUCAGAGCUCCCUGGCUCAAGAGGAGGAAGAGGAAGACCAAAAAAGACCUAGGAAACGGAAACAGAGUGGCCAGUCCCCAGCUGGGGCUGGAAAGCAACGCAUGAAGGAGAAAGAACAAGAGAACGAGAGGAAAGUGGCACAGCUAGCCGAAGAGAAUGAACGGCUCAAGCAGGAAAUCGAGCGCCUGACCAGGGAAGUAGAGGCGACUCGCCGGGCUCUGAUUGACCGAAUGGUUAAUCUGCACCAAGCAUGAACAGCUGGGACCAUCACUUCCCCCCUUGGGCCACUACCUACCUUUCACAGACAUGGCUGCUGACUAUCUUCUCCAGUGCCAAUGAUGUGACCCUCAACCCCAUCUAUUCAGUAGGGGGAAAGCUUGGGGUAGACAAGAGCAUGUAUAUAGAGAUUGUACAUUUAUUUAUUAUUGUCCAUAUCCAUUAAAGUGACUUUCUAUGA